CAUGAGGGCGAGCGGCCGAGCGGGCAGUGCCUGAGCCGGUCCUGUCCACAGGGAGCUCCUGCCCGUUUCUCCAGAACCAGCCCCAGAGACCACCCACCCACCAUGUCGGACGAGGAAGUAGAACACGUCGAGGAAGAGUACGAGGAGGAAGCUCCCUUGGCUCCCACCUCAGAAGAGGCCCAGGAGGAAGCGCCCCCCCCGCCUGCAGAAGUCCAUGAGGUCCAUGAAGAAGUCCAUGAAGUUCAUGAACCAGAGGAAGUUCCAGAAGAGGAGAAGCCGAGACCCAAACUCACUGCUCCUAAGAUCCCGGAAGGGGAGAAAGUCGACUUUGAUGACAUCCAGAAGAAGCGCCAGAAUAAGGACCUUAUGGAGCUGCAGGCCCUCAUCGACAGCCACUUCGAGGCUCGGAAGAAGGAGGAAGAGGAGCUUGUCGCCCUCAAGGAGAGAAUCGAGAAGCGCCGUGCCGAGAGAGCCGAGCAGCAGAGGGUCCGGGCUGAGAAGGAGCGGGAGCGCCAGAACAGGCUGGCGGAGGAGAAGGCCCGGCGGGAGGAGGAGGAAGCCAAGAGAAGGGCGGAGGACGACCUGAAGAAAAAGAAGGCGCUGUCCUCCAUGGGCGCCAACUACAGCAGCUACCUGGCCAAGGCUGACCAGAAGCGAGGCAAGAAGCAGACGGCCCGGGAGAUGAAGAAGAAGGUGCUGGCCGAGCGGAGGAAGCCCCUCAACAUCGACCACCUGAGUGAAGACAAGCUGAGGGACAAGGCCAAGGAGCUCUGGGAUGCCCUGUACCAGCUGGAGAUUGACAAGUUCGAGUACGGGGAGAAGCUGAAGCGCCAGAAAUACGACAUCAUGAACGUCCGGGCCAGAGUGGAGAUGCUGGCCAAGUUCAGCAAGAAGGCCGGGACGACGCCCAAGGGCAAGGUUGGCGGAAGGUGGAAGUAACGUGGCUGAAGAGAUUCCCAGAGGCAGAGACCCACACGGUGGCAUCUGGCCCCGGCAGCCCUGCGUCUCUAUCCUCGCUCCCCACCUUCUGGGGUCUGUGAAUAAAGCUACCAGACUCCCCUCUA
Messenger RNA from Phacochoerus africanus (Common warthog), 1064 nucleotides. It is a transcript of the gene TNNT3, whose product is annotated as troponin T3, fast skeletal type. Gene Ontology annotation, biological process: regulation of muscle contraction; muscle contraction; sarcomere organization. The record is from RefSeq and is a predicted model, not a curated record. Gene Ontology annotation, molecular function: tropomyosin binding; troponin C binding; troponin I binding. NCBI's taxonomy places the organism in Eukaryota, Metazoa, Chordata, Mammalia, Artiodactyla, Suidae. Gene Ontology annotation, cellular component: troponin complex. Bases 103 to 939 code for a protein of 278 amino acids. The transcript has 17 exons.